AUGUCCAGGAGAGAUUCCGAGUAUUGGUUUCCGGGUAAUGCUGAUCAGUUGAAUGAAAGCGCAAUAGAAGCAUAUCCAGAGUUCGAGUUUCUUGAAGGUACUCUGGACGGAUGGCCUGAGCCGACUACAGCUCGUCGCAAGCAUCCGACCUCCGAUGCCAGGGAAGAAUCCAAAGAGAAUGAGCCGGAUUCCCAACCAGAGCCGAAAAUUGUCGAAAAUUCCGAAGAUGGCGAAAAACUUGAACAUGAUGAAGUUUUAGUUGAAAACCAUGAUGAUAUAAUGGAAUCUUAG
Messenger RNA from Anisakis simplex (herring worm), 291 nucleotides. The record is from the annotation of a GenBank genome assembly. NCBI's taxonomy places the organism in Eukaryota, Metazoa, Nematoda, Chromadorea, Rhabditida, Anisakidae.